Molecule: messenger RNA, 945 nt
Organism: Heterobasidion irregulare TC 32-1
Lineage: Eukaryota; Fungi; Basidiomycota; Agaricomycetes; Russulales; Bondarzewiaceae
Exons: 20
Coding region: 1-945 (314 amino acids)
Source: RefSeq, a predicted model, not a curated record
AUGAUCAGCUCUGUAAUUUAUGGUAUCACGCUCUCUCAAACUGUAACAUAUUACCGGCAAUCUGGUCUUAAAGACCCCCGUUUCCUCAAGAUCAUCGUUUUUGUCUUAUGGGCACUGGAUACUCUUCACCUCAUUCUAUGCAUCAUCACUGUGUACUGGUACCUCAUCACCAAUUUCUCCAAUCCAUCUGCUUUGACCAGGACAGUUUGGGCUCUGAAUGGCGUUAUCGGAUUGAUUGUGGAGUGUUUCUUCGCUCGACGAGUCUGGAUCUUGGGAAAAAACAUAUACAUCACCGCUACUAUCGUCAUUCUGUCCCUGUUACAUUUCGUCUUUGGAAUCGUCUUUACCGUCGAGGAAUUCAUUCUUCAAGAAUUUUCCCGCUUUCCUUCAUUGAUAUGGAUUGCUUGUGCGGGUCUCGGAUCUGCUGCAGCUACCGAUAUUAUCAUCGCAGCAUCAAUGUGUUGGUACUUGUGGAAAAGCCGAACAGGAUUCAAGGGGACGGAUUCUAUAAUCGCCACACUGAUGGCAUACUCUAUCAACACCGGAUUGCUGACUAGUAUCAUCGCCACAGCGGCGGUCAUAACUUUCGCUGUUUUACCGUCGUCGUUUGUUUGGCUGAGCUGUUUCUGGGUGCUUGGAAAAUGCUACGUCAACUCUUUCCUAGCAACGCUGAAUAAUCGGGAGGCCCUCCGGAACAGGAGCAAUCCAGACCCUGGCAAUUUCUUGAAUAUGUCGACCUUCUCACGAAACGAAACGUACAGAGGUGUACCAGACAUGCGCAAAAUCGUCGUACAAUCUACGCUCCCGCUAGCCGUCGCUGUGGAGCGUACGACAGAAUUUAAGACUGACUUUUCAACGCACGAGGACGUGAAGUCGGGACUCGGAACGGAUCCAUCAAAUGGGAGUCGCAGUCAGUCGAGCUUAGAGCGGGAAUCUCCUGCCUAG